CGCGCCUCAGAAACUGGAGCGAAGGUCACAGAAGUCUUCUGUUACCCUCUGCGGGGCCGCAUCACCCGGUCAUAAUGCGCACUUAAUAAUGUGUGUUGAGCCCUAUACUUGUGUCCUACCUUUCAGUGUAAACAACGUAUCGUAUAUUGUGAAAAGUAACGCGUUAAAGGCUGUUUCAAGUCAGUUUCAGCUCGUGCACAUUUUCUAACGUGGACGUAAAAAAAAAAAGAGAAGUGCUUUUACAUUUAAGACAGAGUGACAGGUCUCUUAAUUAGUUCAGAGAACAUCUUCGAGGUGAAAAGAAGCCUAUUUUUGGUCAUGGUGAAAGGUCUUCUUUCCCAGAGAUCCUCCUGCAGCAGUCAUGGCAGAGAAUGUGCAACUCCUGUCCUCGCCGCUCAGCGGAGGAACAACUCCACUGCGCCUAAAAUAGCCGUGGAGUUUGACCAAAGCACCGGUGUGGCUGUGAUGCGUCUGCAGAGUCCACCGGUCAACAGCCUCAGUCUAGAUUUCAUCACGGAGCUCUGCAUCAGUGUGGAGAAGCUGGAGAUGGAUAAGAGCUGCCGAGGCCUCAUCCUCACCUCGAGCCAGCCCAAGGUGUUCUCAGCCGGCCUGGACAUCACGGAGAUGUACGGGAAGAGUCCAGAGCACUAUGGAGAGUUCUGGAGAGCCGUCCAGGAGAUGUGGCUGAAAAUCUACGGCUCCAGCAUGGUCACCAUAGCUGCAAUCAAUGGCUCCAGUCCUGCAGGCGGCUGUCUCAUGUCUAUGACGUGUGACUACAGGAUUAUGGCGGACAACCCGCGUUACAGCAUCGGCCUCAAUGAGACGCAGCUGGGCAUCGUGGCGCCUUUUUGGUUUAAGGACACCAUGACGAACACAGUGGGCCACAGAACCACAGAGGUGGCUCUGCAGCUGGGGCUGCUCUACAACCCGUCCGAGGCCCUGAAGAUAGGACUGGUGGACCAGGUGGUACCUGAAGACCAGGUCCUCGCCACAGCCACGCAGACCAUGACCAAGUGGUUGGCUAUUCCAGACCACGCCAGAGCGCUCACCAAGUCCAUGAUGAGGAAGCCAACCAUCGACAAGCUGACGUCCAACCGAGAGGCCGACAUCCAACACUUUGUUAACUUCAUCACCAAAGACUCGAUUCAGAAGUCGUUGGGCAUUUACAUGGCGAUGCUUAAAAAGAGAAGGGCUAGAGGACAGAGGGCACACGUAUUGAGUGUUACGCGUGUUUGGGGGAGUUCAUGACACUAAGCAGUAGACACAAAGCAUCUUCCUUCAGUGUCACAUGUUCAUCGGUGUCUAUUGUGCAGAGAUCGUUGAGUGCAGCUCCCUGCAGCAGCUCACAUUCACCGCAGUGGAACACUGGUGGUUGGGUCGUGAUUAGGCUCGGCUGUAAUCCGACUUCAAUAUUUUAUUUACUUAUUUGUAUUAAUUUUAUUGUUUAUUUUGGUACAUAGUGUUUAUUAAUUUAGCCUUGUCUAUAGCCAUUUUCUCAACUGCUACUGCCUCUUGGCCAGGUCAUCAUUGUAAAUGAGAAUUGGUUCUCAAUUGAUUUUACCUGGUUAAAUAGGUCAUAUAUAGCUGUGGGGGAGUGGCUCAGGGAACAGGUGCUGGGAAGAGGCCUGAUUGGCCUCAGCUGUUGGGAAUCAGGGUGAUUGAGUCUCUGCACUAUAUGGGCUGCAAUGGAGGUGCAGGGAUUGGACCGGCAGAGCAGACACUAAAUAAAGUAUCUUGCCAAACGUUA
This is a messenger RNA of Pseudoliparis swirei, 1747 nucleotides long. RefSeq names its product enoyl-CoA delta isomerase 1, mitochondrial-like. Gene Ontology annotation, molecular function: enoyl-CoA hydratase activity. Lineage: Eukaryota; Metazoa; Chordata; Actinopteri; Perciformes; Liparidae. The transcript is spliced from 7 exons. The record is from RefSeq and is a predicted model, not a curated record. Bases 319 to 1248 code for a protein of 309 amino acids. Gene Ontology annotation, biological process: fatty acid beta-oxidation. Gene Ontology annotation, cellular component: mitochondrion.